This is a messenger RNA of Blastomyces dermatitidis ER-3, 2726 nucleotides long. RefSeq lists its product as uncharacterized. NCBI's taxonomy places the organism in Eukaryota, Fungi, Ascomycota, Eurotiomycetes, Onygenales, Ajellomycetaceae. The transcript has 2 exons. The record is from RefSeq and is a predicted model, not a curated record. The coding region runs from base 80 to 2413 and encodes 777 amino acids.
CUCCAACCAGGACGACCCAUUGAAUCGCCAGUCACCAGGUCUACGAGAAGACUUGGGCCAGCUUGCAAGUUGCACCGGCAUGACUAGGAAAAAGAAGUCGCAGAAUGGCUUGAGUGCGAAGGAAGAACUGGCUGGGAGCCCAAGGGACGACCACCCUGUCUCAACAGCGCCGUCACCACUACCAAUUAAUUCUGCAGCAUCGAAGUCGCCGCCAGAACCAUCUUCAAAAGACUCCAAGACAAAGACCACUAAACAGUCAACCUCCGCUCUGAUAAUAUGCCGCAACAAGCACUGGCGGUACAUUUCCUCCUUUCACGGACCGUGGCUUCAGUUACCCCCAGAAGUCUUGGAGAGCCUUGCAUAUAGCAAUUAUGCAUCCCCUCGCCCCCAGCCCAUUGACCCCGCUGUGUUCUUUGACCUCGUAAAGAUUCGCCGCUUGAUUGAGGAAGCUACCGAUCUGGCUGUCCGCGCAGCUAACGGAACUACAUCGUCCGCCCUCAGCAACUCACUGAAUGCUAGCAAUGGGUUAUUAAGUGGCGGAAGUAGCGCGGUGUUAGGUCUAGGCUUAGGAGGAGGUGUUGGGACUGCCAAAUUGAGCAAGGAGCGGAGACACCGGAUGCGGGAGCACGCUACCCAGAAGCUCUCCCGAGCAUACCAUCUGGAUGAAAUUGCUGCCAGCGUCGCUACCAUGCAGUCUGCUUCCGCGCUGGAAGAGGUGGCGAAGAUGGUUCUCCAGCGCAAUGAACAUGACUCAGACGCUAAAUACGUUCACUUUUUCCAUGAGAAGAUCCCUUCUCGAUCUCUUGCACAGUGUACCACUCUACAACCCUUGGACGAGGUGAUUGCAAGCAGGCCCCGUGAGGGAGCUGUUUACCGAACUAGAGCGGUUACGAGAGUUUUUAAGGAUGAUUUUGUGGGUGCUGCCAGAGACUUGACAGAAGGGCUAGGUGUUUGCCGACUCUACGCAACACAGCAUGGGACCAGACAGGAUCAGAUGGAGCUUGCAAGCGAGAGCAGGAGGAGACUACCAUUGCCCAGAGAUUUCAGGUAUGGCUUGAAGGUGGAUGAGAAGGAUCAACCAAGUAGCUUGGAACCUCAGCUCUUAUUUCAUCGUGGAGGGGUGUAUCUAACGAUCGCCUGCCAAAAUAUCAAUUCUGCACUUGAUGCAUUAAAAAAUUAUCAAAAGGAACAAGCUUCAAACACAAAUUCGGACGGAGAAGGUAGCAACACGCCCGCAUUAUCCCCUGUUGGGAAAGAAGCCUAUCGACGAUGGCUCGAAGCGCGGAAAAUUGUCAAGACUAAUGCUAGUCGUGCGCUGCGUGAUUACGUGAAGUUUCUUUCCCACUUCGACUAUACCCCCGGUUUACCGGCUGAAAUUGCUGAAGAAUUUCUCCGCAAAGUUAACAUUACACCUGGGGGACACGACAGGUCAAGAGGCUCUCUUGCGCAAGCCAGCCACUUCCAAGAGACUGCGCACACGCCGGGUGUCGACACUAGUCCUCCGCUAUCUCCGAGUUCUGAAGGCGGUGGGGGUGCUCAAGACCAGUAUCUGCUUCCUCCUACGGACGUAUACCCGCUAUCCGUUCUGUUCUCCGAACAACCCCCGCUUAAUCUUCCAUCUUACCCCCCGGACUCUCAAGAAUUGGUGCCUGCCCGAAGAAAUGGGUUGGGAAUAUCGUCCGCCUACGAUGAUGCAGCUCUUCUCGCGAACUACGAUUGUCAUGAAGCUGUAACCUAUCACCCAUUGCUGACCGAUGCACUCCAUUCCCUCCUUCUCUGCCAUGCUCUCGUUCAAACAUCCCCCAAGGAACUUCUCCGUCACGCCCACAUGGUUGCGCGUCUAGCCCGCGUCUGUGACGGCUACCCAAUUUUCCUCGCACCUCGAUCCCCAGCCCGAGCAGAUUGGAUCGAAGUACUUCACCGUGUCGACAACUGGAUAGGUCUCAAGCAAUCGUGGGAAGCGCUUUGCGCUCCCGCCCCACUUCCCGGCCACCCGGGCUCUGAAAAGAAGGAGGUGACCUCGGAGGAAGUGCGGGAUCGUCGCAAACACGAUGUGAUCAUUGAAGCGCUCGCGGACGACCGUGUUGAAGACGAAGAAAGCUUUCGUGCAGCGGUGCGGGCACGCGAGAAGAGAGCUGAGAGCUACCGGAGGGAAGGCGGCGGCAUUAACCCGCAAUUGGGACCAGCCAUUAAACGCUGGGCACAGGAAGAUGGUAAAGAGUAUCCCAUUAGUACUGAGCGGGCGGAGUGUAUCUCACGCUGGAUAAGGGAGGCACCGAUAUCCACAGGUGAUGGGAAAGGAAAGGGCAAGAGACGCAAGGGUCGCGCUCCGAUGGGUAAAGUCGUUGAGAGUCCCUCUCUUGAGGAUAGUGUAUAUGAAAUGAGCGUUGGAGAACAUGGCGGUGUUGAAUAGGGAAUUUGUAGAUGUCUAAAAUUGGUUAACGGCAAUUCUACUUGUCUGCAGUGCAAGAGUUUACAGACCGUUGUUUCCCAUAAUAUACUGCCUCUAUUUGGGAUUCUGGACAAUUCCAUAUUGAUGUGCUAGGAGUAGAAGAAAAGUUAUCAGCACUCAAUAGGGGAUGAAUUCAUAUUAACCCGUGCUACCUGUUAAAUGCCUUCUUCGAGUACCAUUUGCCGCAUGUGCUAGCCGAUUAAUUGUCUAUCCUUUGUGAGAUUUUGUUUAAUAGGCCAUCCCGGAGACUUCAUCCCUUAAAGCUGUUCACGUG